GACACAACUAGGGUGCAGGGGGCAGAGACUGUAGAAAGAGCAAGCGUGACAGAAGGUGGGGAGAGAGUGAGAAGGAGAGAGGAGGGGUAUCGGAGAAGGGGGGCUCGGUGGUCAAAGCGAUGAGACAAGGCAGACAGACAAGCGAGGAGAAACUGUCAUCUGCUCGCAGCUCCCCUAUUUCACUGCUCUGCCCGUCUGUCGACUGCCUCGUGAAGGCAGGCGAAUGCCAGCGGUGGAUGACGGGUGGCUCAUUUUCAGCGGCCCGGUUAUUGGAGUGACGCUCGCAGCGGUGCUGACAGGAUCGGAGGCGGCGGUGUCUUCUUUGGCCACUUUGGGCUCCCUCAACACUGCCAAUUGCUCUCUUGCCUCCUCCUGCUCAUCCUCCACGCAGACGCAUCUUCUUCUUCUUGAUGAGCCUGAGAGUGAAAGACCCCUGCUGAUAGAAGCUUCUCUCUGUCAAGACAGUGCCAUGUGAGGCUGGCCAACGUGCACCGUGGAAGCAGCGUUGCACCGAAUCUGGCGGGAAGCACUCCCCUUUGCUCUUUCUCCGAGGCUCCGCCAGGAAUCUUUUCUGGGAUUUAUCAUAUCCUGCUUCAUGGCGGUGAGCUUAGUGCCUCGCUGAAAGAAGAGUCCGCAUAGGAAACCACACACUGAACGGAUCAGAAGUACAAUAAUUAUCCAAUCACGGCACGGGUAGGCAGACCCGGUUCCCUUAGCAACAACUGAGGGAGAUAGAAGAGUCAUUUUCUCAUUCUGCUCUUUUGGGGGAUUUUUAUAUGGGGGCACACCCCAAUGGACUGCUCUGGGCAUCAAGCGCCACACAGAUUCUAGGGAAAGUCACUGCUUUGCCUCAGAGAACCCUGUGACUGUGUCUCAUCCACCAUGAUUUCUUUUUAUUCUUUUUGACCACUUACUUCCAAGAGUCACAUUUCAUAGGCCUAGGAAUUAAUUCAUCCUGAUCCUACGCCACCUGGAAUAAAUCCUUCUUUUGGGAAGGAAGAUUGGAUUCUCUAGGAAAACAGCUCCAAGGUACACCAAUCCUCCGCUCCGUCAACAACUGAAAGACGUCAUUAUUAAGUUAUGAUUUGCACUGACAUGGAAAUCUGAAGUUUAUUUUGACAUGAACUCUUGACGUCUCUUAAUUUUCAAUUGGGGAGAAAAGGAAUAUCUAUUAUUUUUUAAGCUCCCUCAAAAAUUUCAUAAAAGAAGAGUAUUAUCUGGGGAGUUGUAUUUUUCUAUUUCUAGGAGAAUGGAUAUUUAUCGACUUUUAUAAUCGUAGCAUGACGCAAUGUUGCUAUGUUUUUCAAGUGUGAGAGGGAAAAGCACCUUGCCAAGCAUAGAACAGCGUUUUAAAUAGCAUCUCCUCUAGAACCUUUACAGCUGUACACACUGACACAUGAGAUGAGUUGGUUUAGUGAGAUUAUGUAAGAUUUUUUUUUUUUUAUUCCAGCCUUUUUUUGCCUCUUCUUUUUUUCCAUGGAUUUAUUGUGUUCGACUUUUCCUGCGCUCACUUUCUCCCCAUUUUUGGACGGACGCCAUGGCUGCCAGAGAGUGACCCUGUGCCAAGUGUGCGGGCGAGGAAAGGUGUUUUGGUCGCCCAGGUGCUUUUAAGAUGUUGAGGUCUCCGUACGUGGCCGGAGCCCCUGUUCGGAUCAGUAGCACUGAGGCUCCUGGUAGCCAAAGACAUGGACCCCGACUCGGCUCCCCCACGCCCUCAGCCUGUUGGCCACUGGCCCCACGUCACCUUGUGAAGGAUGUCCCUCAGCAGAGCUCCGGCCCGGGACACCUCUGAGACCCCCAGCCCGAGAGAACGCAUCCGCAGUCACAUGAAGAUGGUGAUUGACCAGCUGGAAGGAAUUCUCAGAGAGCUCAAAGACGUGGCCAAGGAACUUCGGGAGGUGGUGGGCCAGAUUGAUAAACUAACGUCAGACUUUGACUUUGACCUGGAUCCAGAUGACUGGACGGUAGCGACAGCAAGCAGCACGUCCAGCAGCGAGCGUGGUCUCGGAGAAGCCUUCCGUCUUGAUUUCCUCAACGCUGAUGUGCUGUCCGACAGCUGGGAGUUCUGCGGCUACCUGGAGUCAGCCAGCGGGGCUUGCGCCCGCACGCCUAGCGAUACGCCAAUGGGGUUCUUCCCCCGAGCACCCCCAGGUCGGGGGACCAUACCCACUCAGACUCCCACUCUGCCUCCUGCCGCCACCGCCUCUGUUUACUCGCAGAUGAACGGUGGUCUGCCCAUCCCCAACGGGCCACGUAUCAUCACUCCAGAUUCAUCCAGCGAGGAGGCCAGCAGCUCUACGCACAGCCACAAAACGAGAGAGAGGGUCCGAUUCAGUGACAAGAUCCUAUACCACGCCUUGUGCUGCGACGACGACGAUGAAGAAGAACAGGAGGACCUACCAGACGACAAGAGCAACCGCGGCACACCAGACAGUGACAGCGAGCCAAGCCUUCUGGCUGAGCCACUCGCUCCCAAGCGUUCUUCCUCCGAGCACUCGCUCCUCCACAACUGCCUCGACCCUUCUUACAUACCCCCGUCUGCAAGAAGCAUGACGGGAGCGCACACGUUACCGAGGAAAGGCCUCCUGAACCCCGGUUGCCGCAAAAAACUGCUCCGAAACAGCAGCACGCAAACUGUGUCGGAUAAGAGCACCCAAACUGUACUGCCCUAUAUUCCAAGCAAACAGAAAACAAAGGAGCACUGAGCCAGCUGGAACAUCUCUGUUUAUCAUACAGCUCACCACAAAGACUGUGCAUUAUUUAAUAAUAAAUACAUAGCUAAUAGAUUAAUACACAAAUAAAUCAAUUACUAAAUAAAGAAAUGAUAUAUGGAACAAAAAAUCACUGGGCUCCCUAAAUUCAUUCCAAAACUGCUACUUUAGGCUUAACUCGUACUCUGAACAUAACCCUGAUUCAAACCUCCUUGUUAAUCAUCAUAUUAAACCAAAACCCUAGCUCUUGAAGGCCUUUUCACACUUUUGCAUUGUAGUGGCAAAGAUCCAGCAGUCACGGUGCAUGAAAAUGACGACAGGUGCCAGCGUACCCACAUUUAGAAGUGCUGAUGUAGCAGCAUACAGUGGUACCUCUACAUGCGAAUUUAAUUCGUUCCAGGACCUGGUUUGUAAGUCGAAACGGUCGAACCUCGAGCGGGACUGUCCCAUAAGAAUACAUUAUAAUUCGAUUAAUUUGUUCCUCAGCCCAGAUACUGCAGGUACAAUUGCAAAAAGCAAUUGCACAUAGCAAGACAAAUAAAUUAUAAAUACAAAUCGGAAUAAUUAUAAUAAUAAAUAUAACGAAUCGGGUUCUAAUGUGCCGGUUGUGUUUUCCAUGCUGUUCCUGAACAUACCGUGCGACUGACGAAAGAGUAAGAGCGGUGCGGAAGAGUGGGAAGUUUGUACUUCCUCUUUUCAUGUUCUCUUGUUGUUGACGUCGACUGCGGCGGACAGCAGACGUGUUGUGCUGCACAAGUUCUGAAAUAAAUGAUUUUAAAAAAGACGAUGCUGGCGACUUCCUUACCGAUGUUACAAUAAUGAUAAUAAUAAAUCGAAGAUUUAAAAAAAUGUUUUAUUAUGCCUUUAAUUUAGAAAGACUGGCGAGCAAAAGUCAGAUGAGACGGAGGAGGAUACAUCUGCUUGAGGAGUGUCGGGAUCGUAGACAUAUUCUGGCCAAAUUAUCGAGCCAUUUCACUCACACGCACACUACAGUACAUUCUUAUUUUGCUAUACUUUCCUUCUUAAUUUCAAUGGGAAGCAUCACCUUUAUCCUUUUUUUUCACCACCUGCACUAAACUUCUUGGGACCGAUGUUGAUUUCUCUCACAAGAAAAUCCACCGUGCGCCCGUCUUACAUGAAAACAAUAAAAUUGCAACACUCUCAUAAAUCGUCGUAUUUCCAGCCUCUCGUCAUAUGUCGAGACUAAUGACGAGUCACUAGAUGUCAAAACAGUAUGUCGAUGCGAUCGUAUGUCCAGGUACCACUGUACUAGGUAAACAAAUGAGAAGUAGUCAGCAACGGAAAGUAUUUUUCAUUGUUUUGCUAAAGAAAGCCACGGCUUGGCUCAUUUUAAGGAGGAAGGAGGGAUUAUAGACCAGGGAAAAGGCCUCAAGUAGUUCCAGUGGAAACGUGGAAAGAUUAAUCUUGUGAGUUACAGUUCCACCCAAUCACUUUGAGAUCAAUAUAAUUCAGGUUGAGCAGGGAGAGAGUAGUUUGAAAGACUCUCUCUAUUGUCCCGGAGCUUAAAAAAGUCAAAGCAUAUUCAUAAAGCUUGUUUUCAUUGUCCAAAUGACAUUAUUUGUAAAUACAGCUACCAAACCCUCCGCCAGCCCCCUUUUUAUUUGAGGCAUGGUCUGACGUCGCAACAGCACCGCUCUCAAAUAGAACAAAGUUCAAUGUGUGGACUCUUCUCUUAGUGCAAACUUACUCUAGCUGUGCCGUGCCAUCAAUACGACGCCCAGCUAUGCAGACACUGCCUCCUCACCACAUAUACACUGAAUGUGUUUGCCAUACCGCCCAUUGUGAGUUGUGGUGUGAAAAAGACUUAACAUCAAC
Molecule: messenger RNA, 4547 nt
Organism: Corythoichthys intestinalis (scribbled pipefish)
Lineage: Eukaryota; Metazoa; Chordata; Actinopteri; Syngnathiformes; Syngnathidae
Gene: insyn1
Product: inhibitory synaptic factor 1
Exons: 3
Coding region: 1755-2705 (316 amino acids)
Biological process (GO): inhibitory postsynaptic potential
Cellular component (GO): postsynaptic density
Source: RefSeq, a predicted model, not a curated record